Messenger RNA from Coregonus sp. 'balchen', 17216 nucleotides. The record is from the annotation of a GenBank genome assembly. NCBI's taxonomy places the organism in Eukaryota, Metazoa, Chordata, Actinopteri, Salmoniformes, Salmonidae.
UCAGCUGAUCGGCUUCACAAGGGAAGCCACGUGUCACAUGACACUUCCAGUCUUGAGCAACAUGGCUGCACGACAGGAGUGAGUACAUUAUUUUCUGUAUUAUUUCUGUGAUUUCUCUUUGUGUUAAGCGUAAUUGGGCACUGAUUCUAAAUAAAUAAAAAUGUAUAAUGCAUGAAUUGUUAGCUCGCUAGCUAUCUGCAUAUACCUGAUCAACUAAGCUAACUCUCGUUAUCGGUGCUAACUGUCAAGCGUAAGAAAAGAGCGGCGUACUUUUUGCAGGUUGGCAGUCAGGAAUCAAUGAGCAACGUUGCCAGUUAAUUAACUAACUAACUACCUAUGCCUGUCUAACUUGAUAUUUAUUCGCAGGAUAGGGAAAAAAUAGGUGGUUACAGCUCCAGUUUGUGGAUAAUAUUAGCAAGUCUCUCUACAGACGGGUUGCUUCCGGAAUAAUAUUAGUGCUGGGAAUUGCCAGGGACCUCACGAUACGAUAUUAUCACGAUACUUAGCUAGGUGCCGAUACGAUAUGUACUGCGAUUCUAUAUGUAUCACGAUUUAUCACAUUUCGAUGUCUGCGGCAGAGGGACAGGAGAGAGCCAUAAUUAUAAAAACUAGUUUUGAUCAGUCAAGCACUGAAAACAUGUUGGCUCACCAUUUAAAAGUAAGAUUGAGGCCAAACUAUAGGACGUUUUUGCGCAGGUACAGCCAACUAGCACUAGCCAACAUUAACUACCUAGCAAAAAAAAGGGAGAGAGAAUCGAUAUAAUAUUGUAAAAAAUACGCUACUGCAGUGGUCACCAACCUUUGAGUCAAGAUCACUUUUGCAGUCCAAAAACAAGCCGAGAUCUACUGCUCAGACCAUGCAACAUUAAUAAAAACAGUUCUGUAGGAAUGAAGUUUGUGCAGUAGGCCUAAUACUUUGUCACAGCAUAUUGGCUAUAUGUGCGUGGCCUGCCAAUAUUGUUUUUCUAAGACCAUAUUAUAUUUAAAAACUCGAGCUUUGAUAACGAAAUAGAUCAGUUGUACCACUUGCGAGGCACAGCUGAGCAUACAUUGAAGUAAUUCGCUUUUUUAUUUUACUGAACUGAGUAUCUGCAUCUGAUGGUCAGUCUCAGCGGAGGGAGGGAGAGAGCAGCAGAGGGUCCGCCUCUCACUGUCCCUGCUCUCUCCUUUACUCCGGUGAGACUGGACAGAGAGAGGAAACCGUCCUACCACGGAUGGCGAAACUCGAGUCGCACCGCAUUAUUUUUGCCUCAUGCACAAAUUCAUGUUGCUUUGACUAGAGGAAGUGAAAUAUUCCUUGAUAUUAAAAUAGAUAUGACAAGCUGCUAAUAAUAAAAGCGCAGGCCUAUCGAUACACUUGGCUACUAAUUAAUUGCAGCUGUGGCGCGAGAGGAAGUAGGGAGAAGCGCGUUUUGUAAAAGUGUUGACUGUGCUGAAUAAAAACUUUAAAACAAACUAACUCAUAAAAACAGCAGGGCUUUGCUGUAUUCUUUGACAGUUUAUCUCUGGUCAUGGUUUUAAAAGUUAUGAAAUCUCACGUAGGCUAGUAUCAAACUUUGCUGUGGGGUCAUGGAAGCUGUACUAGGCACUGUGAUUUGAGCUAUCUAAUUGGCCAGCGCAGUAGGCACACUUGAUUUAACUACAGCUCUUCUGGUCAGCCGGGUAGAUGGAGUUUGACCCUUCAGACAAAUUAAAUGUUCAAAAGACAUUGCCUACCUGGCACGCAGGGCUUCUGAAUCAAGUGCACCUUCUGUUACGGAGUCUAGUUGAUAGGUAAUCGACUAGUUGGACUGUUCCCCAGACUCCACGCGUAGGGAUUUGUACAAGGCUGAACAAGGCUAUUGAACUGAACAUUGGUGUCUGUCUUUAUUCCUUAAUCCAACAUAUCAUACAGAAACAUGGUAUCAGAAGUGGCUCGGAAAACACACGUUUGUUAUUUUUGUAGCUAAGUACAGUAUAGGCGCAGUUACGUUCCAUAUGCGAACACAAGCCGUUUCCUACUCACAACACUGAUCAACUCGUGUUAGCUGGCUAGCUAGCAUCACUACCUACCUCCAUGACUGAAGACAAAGAAAUCUCCUAUUCCAUUGCUAUGGCAGCGAACAUUCCGCCACCAAAUCACAUGGUUCUCACAGGGGACUGGAAUACUAAUUGGGACAACUUCAGGGAUGAAUUCGAGGACUAUGCGCUGGCGACCGGUCUACGUGAGAAACCCAACGAGGUACAAGCGGCAACUCUGAGGAGUUUAAUGGGCAGCGAAUGCAGGCAUAUCUACCGGCACAAUCUCACCCUCACGGCACGACAACAGUGUGAUGCAAAGGCUAUAUUGGAUGCAUUGGAGAAUUACUUCAAACCCGCCAGAAACGUAAUUUACGAGCGGUUCGUUUUCGGAAGCUGCAAACAGGAAGAGGGUGAGUCAGUACACAACUUUGUAACCCGUUUGAGAGAGAAAUCCGCCACUUGUGAAUACGGGGGAUUGAAAGAUGAACUGAUUCGUGACAAAAUAGUACUGGGAAUUGCAAAUGAGAAUACGCGCCGGCGUCUACUGAGAGAGAGAGGCUUAACAUUAGUAACUGCCAUCGAAAUGUGCCGCACUGCUGAAGUCACUGACAUGAGAAUGAGAGCAAUGGAAACUGAAACCCCACGCUCCGACGUUGAUACUGUUCACGCUGUUGCUAGGCAGACAUUCAGACAAAACCAAUCGAGGCAGAGUAAUUCACCACGAACGGUGAACACAGAGAGCCCCGUAGCAUGUAAAUACUGUGGGAAUACACACACACGUGGCAAAGAGCACUGCCCGGCCUAUGGAAAACCAUGCAGAGCUUGUGGAACUAAUAAUCACUUUGCAAAAGUGUGUCUCAAAAGCAAAAGAAGGGUGAGUGAGGGCAAGAUUCACUGUGUUGAUGAUGUUACUCAAUGUUCAGAGCUGAACAGUGAAAGUGACAUUUACAUGCAUGAAUCCAUUGGGGCUGUACACUCAAGAGGGAAGAAAUGGUUUGUGACACUACGAUUACACAACAAGCAACAACAAUGUCAACUGGAUUCGGGUGCUACAUGCAACGUAAUGAGCUACAAAGACAAAAUCAAUCUGGCACCUGACACACAUCUAUUUCCCAGCGAUACUAGACUAAAGCUGUACUCAGGAGAACUAAUGAGCUCUAUGGGCACCUUUGAGACCGAAUGUGUUAUUCGGGGACGCAAACACAAGCUGGAGUUCGAGAUUGUGAAAACCAGUCAAAAUCCUCUCCUCUCAGGCUCUACAUGCGAACGCCUGGGACUGAUGCAGUUCACUGUACCAAAGGACCUGCACAUUGUGGAUCAUGUCCAGCAUGGACCCCUGUCCAAAGAACAACUACUCAGUAGAUAUGACGAUGUAUUCAACAUGCCCGUUGAAUCAGUGCCUGGGGAGGUACACUUUGAAGUGGAUGAGAGCAUUACUCCAGUCCAGUGUGCUCCUCGCAAUGUGCCCAUUGCAAUGAAAGUGGCUGUGAAGGCCCAGCUGGACAAGUAUGAGGCCGAUGGCCACAUGACAUCUGUGACUGAACCAACUGACUGGAUCAGCAAUAUGGUCAUAGUAAAAAAACCAGAGAAGCUGAGGGUCUGCAUCGACCCAAAGCAUCUGAACCAAGCACUGAAACGAUCCCACUACAUCAUGCCGACACUAGAGGAUGUCCUCUAUAAGCUUCCCAAGGCCAGGAUUUUCACCUUGGUGGAUGCCCGAGAUGCAUUCCUUCAAUGCAAGCUGGACGAAGAAAGCAGCUUCAUGACUACCUUCUGGACCCCCUGGGGUCGGAAACGCUGGCUCAAGCUCCCGUUUGGUGUCUCAGUGGCGCCUGAGGUAUACCAACGCAAGCAGCACGAGUUACUGGCUGGGCUCAAGGGCAUUGAACCCAUCGCCGAUGAUAUCCUGAUCGUAGGCUGUGGUGAAACAGACGAAGAAGCAGAACGCGACCACGAUGUGAAGCUCCUGGCACUGAUGGAGCGCUGCCGAUCAGUUAAGCUUCGUCUUGGCCUGAAGAAGCUGCAGUUCAAGGUGAAAGACGUCCACUUCCAUGGCCACAUUCUCUCGGCAAAAGGCCUGAAGCCGGACCCAGACAAGGUCCAAGCGAUCCUCGACAUGCCAAACCCGUCUGAUGCAAAAGGAGUACAGCGUCUCAUCGGCUUUGCAAACUAUCUUGCAAAGUUCAUGCCACACCUAUCAGCAGUCUGUGAGCCUCUGCGCCGAUUGCUGGACAAAGACACACCAUGGCACUGGCUACCCAAGCACGAGGCCGCAGUGCAGGAGAUGAAAUCUCUGGCUUCAUCCAUGCCAGUGUUGCGCUACUACGACGUCACGAAGCCUGUCACAAUCCAGAGCGACUCUAGCCAAAGGGGACUUGGAUGCUGCCUUAUGCAGGAAGGCCAGCCCGUUGCGUUUGCCUCGAGAGCGCUCACCCCCACCGAACAAAACUAUGCACAAAUUGAGAAAGAGUGCCUCAGCAUCGUCUUCGCCUGCCAGCGAUUCCAUCACUACUUAUAUGGUCGAGAGCUGGUCACCGCUGAAACUGACCACAAACCACUCAUUGCCAUAUUCAGUAAACCUCUCCUCAACGCGCCCAAGAGGCUUCAAAGUAUGCUCCUGACUCUGCAAAACUACAGCCUGAAGGUCAUUUACAAGCCAGGACCUGAGAUGUACAUCAGCGACACACUGAGCAGGGCAACAGCACAAUGUACAGGUAGAGGCACUGCCUAUCAGCGGCAGGCCAUCUGUUCGCUACAGCAGGAACAACAAGAUGUUCAACAGAUCAAUCAGGCAGACUACUUAAACGUGACAGAUCACCGCCUAGCCCAGAUCAGGCAACAUACUGACAAGGACGAACACCUACAGUCACUGAAGUCCAUGGCUCUAGCAGGUUGGCCAUAUCUGAAAGAGGAGACACCUUUCACAGUGAGAGAAUACUGGACCUUUCGAGAUGAGAUCAGUGUGCAAAAUGGCGUCUUGUUCAGAGGUCAGAAGGUCAUUAUUCCCAAAUCACUACGUCCAGAGAUGCUUACCCGCAUACACUCCAGUCACGUCGGAGGUGACGCAUGCUACCGUCAGGCUCGUGAAACAUUAUACUGGCCAAACAUGCAAGCAGAAAUUAAAGACUUUGUCAGCAACUGUACCACAUGCAACGAGUACGCUCAUGAACAGCAAAAGGAAACCAUGAUGUCACACGAACUGCCCACAAGGGCCUGGCAAAUCAUCAGCAUGGACUUAUUCAGCCACAGACAAAAGGACUAUCUUCUCCUCGUUGAUCAUUACUCUGACUUUUGGGAAAUUGAACUGCUCCCUGACUUGUCCGCAGAGACGGUCAUAAAGCGCUGCAAGGCGCAGUUUGCAAGGCAAGGUCAGCCUGACAAGGUAAUCACGGACAAUGGCCCACAAUUCACUGCACAGUUCAAGCGUUUCGCCUCAGAAUGGGAGUUUGACCACGUGACCUCCUCUCCAAGACACCCAAAAGCAAAUGGCAAGGCAGAAUCAGCUGUCAAGAUUGCAAAAAACCUGUUAAGCAGGGCCUUGCGCGACAGCAACGACCCAUGGAAAGCGAUCUUACAGUGGAGGAACACACCCACCGAAAACAUGGACAGCAGCCCAGCACAACGCCUUCUGUCCAGACGUCUGAAGACUACUAUCCCCGUAGCUAACAAGCUACUUGAGCCCUGCGUCAUGGUUGGCGUCACGGACAAACUGCGUCACAGAAAGCAGCUCGCUAAGUGCUUCUACGACCGGACUGCUCGAGACCUACCAGAGCUGGAGGUGGGUGAAACUAUAAGGAUGAAACCGCUGCCGGGAGACCACACAGGACUUUGGAGGCUGGGCACAUGCCUACAGAGAGUUGCACCACGUUCUUACCUGGUGGAUGUUGGUGGCUCCCUCUAUCGUCGCAAUCGGGUGGAUCUGCGCGUAGCAGAGCAGACAAACCAGAACAUGCCAUACACUCACUUAGAUGAGCUGGAUCACAGUCCAGGCCUAAGGGUAAGGGGUGCAGAAUUGAGACAUGAGCCAACUGAAGGUGAAGCUUCUACCCCACCAAACUCUCCAGCUCGUGGCCCUAAUCCUACCCCAGUCAGAGCCAAUACUUACUCACGGGUGGGUCGGCUGUGCAAGCCACCGGACAGGCUUACUCUGUAAGCAAGAGACUUAACUGGUUGUCUGUUAAUUUAAAAAAAAAAAAAAAAAAAAAAAAAAAAAAAGGAAGAUGACAGCUGAAGUAAAAAGAAAAUGUCAGGCUUUUCAAUUGUUAUGACUUGACUGUUAAGAACGCAAUGUUAUGUUUGCACUUUCAAUUGUUAUGACUUGACUGUUAAGAACGCAAUGUUAUGUUUGCACUUUCUAUUGAAAAGGAUGAUGUUACGGAGUCUAGUUGAUAGGUAAUCGACUAGUUGGACUGUUCCCCAGACUCCACGCGUAGGGAUUUGUACAAGGCUGAACAAGGCUAUUGAACUGAACAUUGGUGUCUGUCUUUAUUCCUUAAUCCAACAUAUCAUACAGAAACACCUUCUGCCAAAAGCGCAAAGUCUAAUCAAAUAAAAAAAAAGGAGCGCAAGCCUUUAUCGUUGGCUUUUCUACAGAAAUGUUUGGUGAUCAACUAAGAAUGCCUAGAAUAUCGACCGGUUGGUGGCCACUGCUCUACUGUAUCGAUUUUCCCCAUCCCUACAAUAUGUCAAUGCUCCAAUUGUUAUUAAUUGAUAUGGAGGUGAUAUGAUGCAUUAUACUAUAUCCUCCUAUCAUAGCUCAUGUUUCUUGUUUAAAUGUACUGCAUCUCUGAAACAGGAAGCCCACGUUGAAACCCACUCACAUGAUCACAGAAGUGUUUAGACAACUUAUUGUUGAGUUGACAAAAUCUGAGGCAGGUUGGUGAUCAACAACUCUACAGUUAGUGAUCUUUGAUCAUGUAAAUCGGUAUGUGUUGUUACUAAAUCACACUAGGAAGGGAGCACUCUCCAGAGAUCAAGUGUUAUCUUUACCACACACUGGGGAUCAUUAAACCAGAUCCAUUUAGGGCAAUAAUGUUCUACAGUUCCAUCCAUCUGAGUUUGUGCACAAUCAUCUUUUUUGUUGAGUGUAAAACUCUUGAGUCCUAAAAAUGGUCAAUAUCCUCACCACUUCUGCUAAAGUUUCACUAAAAAUGUCACUUUCAUAACUGUGUGCAGUGUAAUGAUGAACAACUAUUUUAAUUUUUUAAAUUGUAUAUUUACUAAAGGGUUUGUCAGUAUUUUAUAGAUUAUUUUUUUGAAUGUUUCAGUUCAGCUGAUUCUGUCUAAGGCAGGCAAUUGGGUUAGGUAACUGAAAAUAGCAAACUACUAGACAGUAAUGUACAACAUAUUAACCCAUUUCCCAAUGCUGUCUUUCUGUAGACCUGUGUAUUGGCUGGGCAAAGACACCCUGAGAGUGUCAGCAGCCCUGUUUGCUGAGAACCGGCGGCGGCUGUGCCAGGGCCUGAAGGCCAAGGAUGGGAUGCCCCCCAAGUCUGUGGUCGUGCUGCAGGGAGGGGAGCAGAAGCAGAGAUACUGCACCGAUACAGACAUGCUCUUCAGACAGGUACAUGUUUAAUAACAGUCAAUUACAGAUAUGCCUUUUAUCCCAAAGCAGCGUAUAGUGCAUACAUUUUCAUAUUGAUGACCCCAACGGGAAUUGAAUCCACAAUUCUGCCGUUGCUCUACCAACUGAGCCACAUAGGAUCACACAUUGAUGAGAUGGAUGAAAUGUGACUGAGGACCCUGGCUGACUCUUGACUCAUGUGGUUCUGUUCUGUAGGAGUCCUUCUUCCAUUGGGCUUUUGGAGUGACUGAAGCCGACUGCUACGGAGCCAUCGAUGUGGACACUGGAAAAUCCAUCCUCUUUGUGCCCAAGCUGCCUGAGAGCUAUGCAACCUGGAUGGGAGAGUGAGUCAGUCACUGUAACUCAAACUAUAUGUGAAUAUGAUCAGCCUCAGGAGACAGCCCACCACUUUCAGCAUCAUGGACUCAGACACUAAGAAUACUCCUUAGGCCUGCUCAUUUAAAACAAAUUGUGUCAUUGUCUGUUGACAGGAUCCAUCCGCGGGAAUACUUCAAGGAGAAAUACGCCGUCGAUGAGGUGCAGUACACCUGUGAUGUAAGUUAGUGUGUCACGUUUGCAUGCACAUACUGUACACCUUACCCAUCUUUGUAGUGUUGUAGCUUAGCUUGUGACCUUGUAGCUUCACUCGUUUCCCUCUAUUUGAUAGUCAGUUCUCUCUGAUCCCUCAACAAUGCUGCCUUUCUUUCUGAACUCUUACAGAUUGCUGAUGUCUUCUCCAAGAUGAAGCUUAGAGCCCUUCUCACUUUGGUUUGCUCUUAAUAUAUUCUGUUGAUGCUAUGAUAGUGGUUUACAGUAGCAGUUCAUUAGAUAAAGUAUCAUUUUAAGAGAGACGUGAAAGUGGGCCUGAUAAGUAUUUCAUGUUUCUUCCAGCGUGGACAGAACACAGAUAGUGGAAGUACCUGCCGCGAAGCCUCCUUUGAAGGAAUCAGUCAGUACGUUUAAUUGGCAUCAAUUGAUAUCCAUUUGAAUCAAACUUGUAUUUCUAAUUUAUUUGGUUGAAUGUUUUACCUUGAUCAAAUGAUCUUGUGUCUUAUAUUUCAGAUUCCAAGUGAACAACACUCUUCUGCAUCCAGUCAUUGUGGAAUGGUAAGUACUGUAUGAUACUAUAUCCAGCUCGUAACCAUUGGUUGCUGCUUCUUUUCUGUUAUUUAUGUGGAACUAUUUUUGUAAAAUCUUAUUAGUCUACUGUGGCUGUUUCACACUGAGUCAUCUGAGGUGGUGACUGGAUCUCUAAUAUGAAGAGAAUCAUUAAGACAUAAAUGGUGGUAGAAACCAUGACCAAGAAUAGAAUCAGAAAAACACCUCACUAACAAGAUGGCAAGAUGCUGAUUUCCCUGAAAGAUAAAGAGGGCAGUGUAAGGCUCCUCCAGCAGUGAGGAAUGGAUGAGUAAUACAGGUAUUAUUUCUGCAUUCAUUAUGAGCUACCAAAUAUAAAGCACCCACAUGCAUACACACACAAACACAGAGCUUUGGCUUUCAUCAUCAUUCUUUUGCCUCUGGUUGGGUGCUAUAAGCCAGGCUUAGUAUGUGUUUGUGCAUGAUAGAAUUAAGCAGUAAGGCCCAAGGGGGUGUGGUAUAUGACCAAUAUACCACAGCUAAGGGCUGUUCUUAUGCACGAUACAAUGCGGAGUGCCUGGAUACAGCCCUUAGCCGUGGUAUAUUGGCCAUAUACCACAAACCCUGAGGUGCCUUAUUGCUAUUAUAAGCUGGUUACCAACGUAAUUGAACAGUAAAAAGUCAUGUUUUGUCAUACCCGUGGUAUAUGGUCUGACAUAGCAUGGCUUUCAGCCAAUCAGCAUUUCAGGGCUCGAACCACCCGGUUUAUAAUAUAGAAAUAUACACCUGGCAUAUUGAUCUAGGAGGCUCUUGACUCCUUGUUCCUUCUCUUCCUGCAGCCGGCUGACUAAGACUGACAUGGAGCUGGAGGUCCUGCGAUACACUAACCGGAUUUCCAGUGAAGCCCAUAAAGAGGUAAAAUCCUGCAGAACAGACAGACAGACAGACAUACCUGCCACAGGGGGAGAAGGAGCUCAAGAUUCUGGCUCAUCUGUGCAUUUUGGAUUUUAGGGGACCAAAGGUAUUGGGACAAAUUCACUUAUGUGUAUUAAAGUAGUCCACAGUUUAGUAUUUGGUCCCAUAUUCCUAGCACGCAAUGAUUACAUCAAGCUUGUGACUACAAACUUGUUGGAUGCAUUUGCUGUUUGUGUUGGUUGUGUUUCAGAUUAUUUGGUGCCCAAUAUAAAUGAAUGGUAAAUAAUGUAUUGUGUCAUUUUAGAGUUACUUUUAUUGUAAAUAAGAAUAGAAUAUGUUUCUAAACACUUCUACAUUCAUGUGGAUGCUACCAUGACUACGGAUAGUCCUGAAUUAAUCAUGAAUAAAGAUGAGUGAGAAAGUUGGAUGCACAAAUAUCAUACCCCCUACUCAUUCCAGGGUUUUUCGUAUUUUUACUAUUUUCUACAUUGUAGAAUUAUUAUUUUAUUUAUUUAUUUAUUUAACCUUUAUUUAACUAGGCAAGUCAGUUAAGAACAAAUUCUUAUUUACAAUGAAGGCCUACACCGGCCAAACCCGGACGACGCUGGGCCAAUUGUGUGCCGCCCUAUGGGACUCCCAAUCACGGCCGGUUGUGAUACAGCCUGGAAUCGAACCGGGGGUCUGUAGCAAUGAGAUGCAGUGCCGUAGACCGCUGCGCCACUCAAAUAAAUGCUUCAUAGAGUUCAAGUAACAGACACAUCUAAACAUCAACUGUUCAGAGGAUAAUAAUAGUGAAUACAUCAAAACUAUGAAAUAACACAUAUGGAAUCAUGUAGUAACCAAAAAAGUGUUAAAUAAAUACAAAUAUAUUUUAUAUUUGAGAUUCUUCAAAGUAGCCACCCUUUGCCUUGAUGACUGCUUUGCACACUCUUGGCAUUCUCUCAACCAGCCUCAUGAGGAUGCAUUGGAAUGCAUUUCAAUUAAUAGGUGUGCCUUGUUAAAUGAUAAUUUGUGGAAUUUCUUUCCUUCUUAACGCGUUUGAGCCAAUCAGUUGUGUUGUGACAAGGUAGGGGUUUGAUACAGAAGAUGGCCCUAUUUGGUAAAAUACCAAGUCCAUAUUAUGGCUAGAACUUCUCAAAUAAGAAAAGAGAAACAGUCCAUCAUUACUUUAAGACAUGAAGGUCAGUCAAUCCGGAAAAUGUCAAGAAUUUUGAACGUUUCUUCAAGUGCAGUCGCAAAAACCAUCAAGCGCUAUCAUGAAACUGGCUCUCAUGAGGACCGCCACAGGAAAGGAAGACCCAGAGUUACCUCUGCUGUAGAGUAUAAGUUCACUAGAGUUCAAGUAACAGACAUAUCUCAACAUCAACUGUUCAGAGGAGACUGCGUGAAUCAGACCUUCAUGGUCAAAUUGCUGCAAAGAAACCACUGCUAAAGGACACCAAUAAUAAUAAGAGACUUGCUAGGGCCAAGAAACACGAGCAAUGGACAUUAGACCGGUGGAAAUCUGUCCUUUGGUCUGAUGAGUCCAAAUUUGAGAUUUUUGGUUCCAACCGCCGUGUCUUUGUGAGACGCAGAGUAGGUGAAUGGAUGAUCUCUGCAUGUGUGGUUCCCACCGUGAAGCAUGGAGGAGGAGGUGUGAUGGUGUGGAGGUGCUUUGCUGGUGACACUGCCUGUGAUUUAGUUAGAAUUCAAGGCACACUUAACCAGCAUGGCUACCACAGCAUUCUGCAGCGAUACGCCAUCCCAUCUGGUUUGGGCUUAGUGGGACUAUCAUUUGUUUUUCAACAGGACAAUGACACAAAACACACCUCCAGGCUGUGUAAGGGCUAUUUGACCAAGAAGGAGAGUGAUGGAGUACUGCAUUAGAUGACCUGGGCUCCACAAUCACCCGACCUCAACCCAAUUGAGAUGGUUUGGGAUGAGUUGGACCGCAGAGUGAAGGAAAAGCAGCCAACAAGUGCUCAGCAUAUGUGGGAACUCCUUCAAGACUGUUGGAAAAGCAUUCCUCAUGAAGCUGGUUGAAAGAAUGCCAAGAGUGUGCAAAGCAGUCAUCAUGGCAAAGGGUGGCUACUUUGAAGAAUCUAAAAUCUAAAAUAUAUUUUGAUUUGGUGAACCCUUUUUUUGGGUUACUACAUGAUUCCAUAUGUGUUAUUUCAUAGUGUUGAUGUCUUCACUAUUAUUCUGCAAUGUAGAAAAUACAAAAAAUAAAGAAAAACCCUUGAAUGAGUAGGUGUGUCCAAACUUUGACUGGGACUGUAUACAGUAUAUAUAAUACUUUUGGUUCCCUAAAAUGGGGGGACUAUGUACAAAAAGUGCUGUAAUUUCUAAACGGUUCACCCGAUGUGGAUGAAAGUACCCUCAAAUUAAAGCUGAGAGUCUGCACUUUAACCUCAUAGUCAUUGUAUCAUUUAAAAUACAAAGUGCUGGAGUACAGAGCCAAAACAACCAAAAAUGUGUCACUGUCCCAAUACUUUUGGAGCUCACCAUGUUGUUAUAUCAAGAUUCAUAUAUGAAUAUAAUCAAAGCUAAAAUAAUACAUCUCAGAGGCAUCAAUGCCCACUUGCAGCCUUGUAUAUCACAGGUACAGCCAACCUGAAGUGCUUUUUUCAUUUCUCUUCAGAUCAUGAAGAAUGUGAGACCUGGACAGAAAGAGUAUGAAAUGGAGAGGUGAGUGGAGCUUUUUAUCAUGAAGGGUAUGCCUGCAAUAUUGAACUGUUUCUACCGUAUAAAAGUAUAUUGUAUGACGAAAAGGCUAUGUAGUGUACUAUGUCCUGUCUGACCAUAAAGGUGAUGGUAGAACAGUAUGUUCCUUAUCUAUGCCAAGGUGUGUUCCUCUGGAUAAACUACAUUCACAGCACUACAGAUCUGAUCACUACUGAAGUCAUAAGUAUUUGGACAAAUUCACUUAUAGUGUAGUCAAAAGGGUAGUAUUUGGUCCCAUAUUCCUUGCACGCAAUGACAACAUCAUGCUUGUGACUAUAAACGUGUUGGAUUCAUUUUGGUUUGUCUUGUGCCAUUUACUUUUAUUGUAAGUAAGAAUAGAAGAUGUUUCUGAACACUUCUACCUUAAUGUGGAUGUUACCAUGAUAAUGGACCAUCAGGCAAAAAUCCUAUCCUCCCCUGUUAUUAGUAAUGGUGAGAGGUUAGCAUGUUUUGUUGUAGCCUCUGAACGGCAUCUCACUCAUCAUUAUUCAUGAUUUUUCUUAAUCGUGGCAUUAUCAUGAUUUAUUUAGAAGGGUUCAGAAAUAUCUUAUCCACUGACUUAGAAAGAAAAUGAUUAGUCAUCAUUCAUCAUUCAGUUACUAUUGGGCAAAACAUAAUCCAAAACAAGUUUGUAGAGUCACACGUUUGAUGUAAUCAUUGCAUGCAAGGAAUAAGGGACCAAAUAAUAAACUUUUGACUACUUUGAUACACUAUAAGUGCAUUUGUCCAAGUACUUAUGACUUCUUCACAUGGGGGGGACAAUACAUGAAGUGCUUUUAUUUCUAAAUGGUAAAACAGAGACAGUAUGUAUGAAAAUCCCCUCAAAUAAAAGGUGACAUUCUGUACUGUCACCUCAUGUGAAACAUUUGAUUUCAAAUCUAAAAUGCUGGAGUAUAGAGACAAAUGAAAAAAUGACUUCACUGUCCAAAUACAUAUGGAGGGGAGUGUAUUUACGAUGUAGCAACAGCCACCCACUGAGCUGAAUCAAUUUCCUGUUUCUAGCUGGCAGCUUUUUGUGUUUUUAAUUAAACCUUCAUCUGGGUGACUGAAGAGUGUAAAUAAUCUGAGCUACUAUAUCAGCGCCCCUCGCCAGCCCACUAUCUGACUAAUUGACUGCAGCAAGAACGUGCAGCAGAGAAUAUGUAAUCACUGACUCAAGUCUCCAGUGAAUAGACAAAUAAACUAGUGAAGAUGAGUCCAAAUGCUUUUAUUAUACUAUCCUCCUGUUAAGUAUCAGGCGAUGGAGAUCUUCAAGGUGGGGUCGCUUUGGAUAAAAGCGUCUGCUAAAUGGCAUAUUAUUAUUAUUAUUAUUAUUAUAUUAUUAUAGGUUUAAGUGACUCCCCUCUUGUAUUCUAGGCUAAUGAAUAUGAAAAAUGAGGUUAACCCCCUCAUAUAUUGUCAUUGUUAGAGCUGGGGAGCUUCUUGUGUAUGGUCGCUCAUGUCAAUGCUUUACUGUUGCAGCCUGUUCCAGCACUACUGCUACUCUCAUGGGGGAAUGCGUCACACCUCCUACACCUGUAUCUGUGGAACGUAAGGCACUUCCCUUUGCUACACAGAAUGGGGUUAAUGGAGAACAUAGAGCAUCUGAAAUGCAUGACAGCUGAGGUCAAUUUGGAUAUACAGAAAUUAGGUGCUAUUUUUCUAUCUGACUUGUAUGUUCAGUGCCUCUAUAAUGACCUACUUGUAUGCUUAAAUCUUCAACAGUGGAAACAAUGGCUCAGUUCUGCACUAUGGCCAUGCAGGAGCUCCUAAUGACAAGACCAUCCAUGACGGAGACAUGUGGUAAGUCGGCCAUCAUUUCACAUGAUGUGUCGUUAUUCCACUCCUCAAUUGUCCUUUUUGGGUUGUUUGCUUGGUUUUGUUAGAUGUGUUCAUUUCGUCUUGGAUUUGUAUAUCAAAAACACUUGCAGUGAUCUGUUGUUUUGUUUAAUGGAAUACUGUACAUCUCAGAUAGCUACACCUCCCCAGCUGUCAUUAGUAUAGUAGGGUGUUGUCUUGUACUCACUGUUAGCUGGAUCCACUGAGUGGCUCUCCCAUGGGUUUACUCAUAGACAGAGCACAGCUUGGACUGGGUUUGAACCUGAGGCAGGCUGCUGUGUGUAUAGGGACUACUGAUGGAGAUUUAAAGUGGCUGUGUGGAGCGCCCAUGGUGACACAACAUGAGCACCUUUGAAAGCCAAAACUUGUAUUCAUUCUGAUGUACAUGCUGUGAACAAUUUCUCUGAUUUAUGUUUGGAAAUGAUGCUGGAAUGGCUGUAGAGCCCUCUGGGUGAGCAAUAACACUGAUGUAACUGUGACCUGUGGUUUUUUCUUGCAGUCUGUUUGACAUGGGUGGAGAAUACUACUGCUACUCCUCUGACAUCACCUGCUCUUUCCCAGCCAAUGGAAAGUUCACUCCAGACCAGAAGGCCAUCUAUGAGGCUGUGCUCAAGUCAUCACGGGCUGUCAUGGCUGCCAUUAAACCAGGUAUGAUCAUACUGUACACAGGCAGGAUUGAGGAAGCAUUCACUAAACAUACAGUACAAACUUAGCUUGGGCAAUUUGUUCUAUGGUUAGACUAAUAGUGAGUUGUUGAAGUCUGAAGACUACCACAGAACAUGCCAUAUCCUCACCACCAGUCAUUAUCACCUGCAUACUAGGCUGCUUUGAAACUUUUAACCUCCAAUUAAAAACCUGACUGGAAGGGUCUUGUGUUUCAGAGGUCAAGUGGACAGAGAUGCACCGUCUGGCUGACCGGGUUCACCUAGAAGAGCUGGUGAAGAUUGGGAUCCUGCGUGGGAGUGUGGAGGACAUGCUGAAGGUCCACAUGGGCUCUGUCUUCAUGCCCCACGGCCUGGGACACCUGCUGGGCAUCGACGUGCACGACGUGGGCGGAUACCCAGAGGUCAGUACCAAAGAGAUAGAUACAGUAUUCUAUUUAUCUCAAUGAUCAGUGCUACAUAAAGUUCUAAAUACACUUCCAAAAAGACAUGAGUGGCUCUUUCCUUAUGGACAAAGCUAACGUCCGUGUCAUGUCGCUUGUUCUUGGUUACACAGGGUAUUGAGCGGGUCAACGAGCCCGGUCUGAAGAGCUUGAGGAUGGGCCGUCUGGUGCAGGAGCGCAUGGUCCUGACUGUGGAGCCUGGUAUCUACUUCAUCAACCACCUGCUGGACCAGGCCUUGGCCAACCCAGCCCAGAGCUGCUUCAUCAACAAUGAAGUGCUGGCCCGCUUCCGCGGCUUUGGAGGGGUACGUUUACCUGUCCACAGACAAUUUGUGCUAAUUCGUUUAUGUGCUGGUUUUACUGUCAAAGUGAACCACCCAAAGCUUGCACAUAGAAACCCCUUGGUCUCAAUCAACUCCAUGGCAGCAAAUAAUAUACACAUAUGCUCUUCUGUUAAGUCUUCUGCUAUAACUGCUUCCCCCUGAUCCUUAUCUGCUGUUGAUUGUUAACCUUGGCUCUGACCCUCGUGUCUUACUGGAUGUUUCCCCUCCUCUGUCCAGGUGCGUAUUGAGGACGACAUUGCAGUGACUGCCAGUGGAAUGGAGCUGCUCACCUGUGUCCCUCGUACAGUGGAGGAGAUUGAGGCUUUCAUGGCCGACCGUGGAAAAUCCUUCUAAGUAACGUCACUCAAAUCCAAGAUGAUCUAACCAAAUGGUAUUUUCACUCCUAAAUCUGGAGAGAAUAUCUGUUUUCUGAUAUAAAGGAUGCAGUUUCUCUAAUGAUAUCUUACCUGUCUACAUAAUGCUAUAUCUAAUCAAUAAUGGAUGCUUUAAAUGCUGAACUUUUCAACAAAAGCAGGUUAAACUACCUAUACUAUUUUAAGCUCUUAGUGAUAAAGAUAAUUUUGAAAAUGAAGAGAAAUGCAGUGUAUUAAACUGCUGUGGCCAUCUUGCCAUGUAAAAACAGUGUUGACGGUUGACAAUAUUUCAGUGCCUGGUUAAUUGCUUUAUGACUGUGUGUAAUAAUAUAAUACUUUAUUUUCUUGGACAUUUAUGCAAUUCUCAUAAAAUACAGUGCAAUUUAAGUAAAUAAACCCCUCAAUUUGCAGUUUUGCGUUCUGUGACAUUUGUAGAGGGUGCUUCCAUUUGUAAAUGCCAGGGAACAUAAAGUGUCAUGGAACAGUGGGUUGGUUUACUACAACUUUGUAGUAAUACUGCCAGUCUUCACUAGAUGGGGUCCUUAAGUCAUUCUCAAGUUCAUGUAGCUCUGGUAAGAAGAGUUGCCUUGUUUCGAUGCUCUUAUUUGUUACAGAUUUGAUUCACACCACCAGUGAACUGGUGUUCAAAUAAAUGGAAUGACUACAAAUAUGCACUAAAUAAGUACAAACAACAGAAGUUUAUUUACCCAUUCUCUCCAAAACAGUGUCAAUCAAACCUUGCCCAUUUCCAUUAUGAAGUAGUGUACAGUACAUUGCAGAUGUUUGCAUUAAAAUUCAAAAUACUAAAGUAUAGCAUUUCAGUCAUACCCCAUGCCUCUGAUAAAAAAAAAAGAUAGUGUUAUGUUAAAUAAGUGUUAAAUCAUCAACUUAAAUACUUGGCAGUUGGCACAUUCAGUUAAUUCCCUUUAACUCAGACAAAGUUGCAUUGAAUACACUAUAUUAUCAUGUCUUUACCUACAGAUUCCAUCCCAGAUGUAGCAUCUCAUUACACAUACAGUACAUACAGGAUGAGAACACAUCAACCAUGGUAAAUAUGUCCUCAAAACCUUUUAUUACAGUGAAUGUUACUAUGCUGGAUGGAAUCAAAAAGGAACUCCUUGCUCUUGAGGUACAAUACAGGAUAAAGGACAAAAUAGUGGGGCAUAAUACUUUACUGGCAUGGUCAAUGUAUCACCUUUGUUUAGGUGUUUACUAGGCCUACAUGAGCAUAACAAUUUACAAUGGUGUAAUACUUUUUAUCUCACACAAAUGUAGUAGUUAUUUUACCUUCUCUUUAAGAAGUAUAGUGUUCUAGAACUUCUAACCAUCUGCUUUAA